Messenger RNA from Chlamydomonas reinhardtii, 3682 nucleotides. RefSeq lists its product as uncharacterized. The record is from RefSeq and is a predicted model, not a curated record. The transcript has 15 exons. NCBI's taxonomy places the organism in Eukaryota, Viridiplantae, Chlorophyta, Chlorophyceae, Chlamydomonadales, Chlamydomonadaceae. Gene Ontology annotation, molecular function: ATP binding; protein kinase activity. Bases 202 to 3138 code for a protein of 978 amino acids. Gene Ontology annotation, biological process: protein phosphorylation.
GUCACAGUCCGACCGCUCAUGUACCGGUCAAUAGCAGCUGAAGAGUUGUAUACAAGGAACGUGAAUGCUGAAGAAACGACAUCUUUGGUGCGGGCGAGCCGACGAAGUCUGCAGUCAGCAUGCGACAGAGCGCGAAAACGCUGACGCGUUUUGUUGCUAGGUUGUUAUUUCGCUUUAUUCUUCUGUUUCUAGCGCUUGAUGAUGCUCCAGUAUCGCACAGCAAGUUUCCCGCUCGUGUUCGUGCUUGUUGAACUCGUGGGCUGUUGCAGCGCGAUUGAGCUAUUGGCAGGUACUGAACCAGGAAUAGCGGUUGUGCGCAGUGGAGUCCAGCUGGCAGCGGCCUUUGCAGAUGCCUCAGUGCACACGGCGCUCGUGGACGUGGAGGGCGUGCGCCUGACGGACAGUGAUUUCAGUGCACAUGAGCUGCCGAUACCGGUCACUCGGAACUUUACAAUUGAGGGAAAGUGGCAGCUGCCAUUGGGGCGAUGGCCCUACAUGGACUGGGCGUACCUGCGCGGGAAGGUCCGGCUGGCCCCGGGUGUGACGUUGACACUGGACCGGCUGAUGACCCGCCGUACCCGCAGUGACCCGUCAUUCAGGGCACCCGGCUUUGACGUCGUGACAGAUGACAGCGGGCGAGACCCAAACGACCCUUCCGCCUUUGCUUUAAUCGUUGUGAAAAGAUGCGCAAACCUUCAAGAGGUCUGCCUGCCACCGUCGCUUGUGGCGGCAUCGGUGUCGACCAUUCCCCGCCCGCCGCAGCUGCCGCCGGGCAACCAGAUUUCCUACUCCAACACCACCAUUGUGCCGCUGCACCCCAACUGCUCCGGCAGUAGCAGCCCGGACCUGCCGUUCGAGCAGCAGUGCAUCAGCUCCUCGGGCGGCGUGUACCUAGACUUCGGGCUUUUCUGCUACACCCUAGACGCGUUCGGUAAUCAGGUUAAAACCGGUUACGUGUCGCAGGUGGUUGACUGCGACAACUUGUGUUACCAAUACAUGACUCUGGAGUGCACGAAGCAAUACGGGAUCGCGGGGUGCUUCAACCUCCUCAAAACCCAGCAGGAGCAGCAGGAUUAUCAGAACACCACGAACGGCAGUGGUAGCGUAGACGGCGGCGGUGGCGGCGCGGUGGCCGCGCCGCCGCCACCACGGCCCGUGGCGGGAGCGGCCCUGCCUCCACCGCUUGCUCCCACUCCAGGGCCAGGGGCCAUGAGGGAGGUCACUGCCGGCGGCGGCCCCCCGGCUAGCGGCGCAGGAGGCCGCGGCGGCAACACGGCAGCCGUGAUCGGCGCAGUGGUGGGCGGAGUUGCAGGAGGUCUCCUGCUAGCCACCGGCAUUACGGCGGCCGUUGUGCGGGUGCGCCGCCGCCGCCAUGCCGCGGCUGCGAGCGGCGGCUUGCCCACACGUGGUGACAGCGGCAGCGAGGGAGGCAGCAGCUGCUGGGACAAGAUAGGCUCCUGGGCAGCUUGGGGCAUGCCGCAAGGAGCAGAACGCGCCGGCGGCCACGGUGCUGCAUAUGGUCUGCAAGAGCCUAUAGACAGUAGCCACGCUGGUGCUGCUGACCCCAAAGCAAAGGCAGCGGCGGCACCAGCUGCGCGGCCUUUGGAUACUGGCGUGUUUUGGUCACUCGUGCCGGUGACGCCACUCACACCCUUCCAGCCGCACAUCCCCCUCAACGUCACCCCCCUGCCCGCGCCAACCACCGGCGGCGGGAACCUGCUCAAGUCAACCGUGGGCAGCAGCAACACGGACAAGCAAGGUCCAGUGGCGAGGGGUGGCGGCGCGUCAGUAGUGCUGCCGGCGGUGCCUGAGGACCUCCAUGUGCUGUUGACGGAAGUGUUGAUUGGCAAGGGGGCGUUUAGCAAGGUGGUGGAGGGGCACUACUGCGGCAGGCGGGUGGCUGUGAAGCAAAUUGACACGGGGCUGCUGUUGCAGCACCAGCAGCAGCACCAGCCGCCGUCAUGUGCAGCGGCAGCACUGGACCGCGAAAGCGGUGAAGGCGAUGUCCCGCCACCGCCGUCCAGUGCCCACCAGCAGCAAGAUGUGCAGCAGCAGCAACAGCAGCCCCCUGCGGGGCCGGAGAGCCCAUCACCAGCAGCAGCACCACCACCAGCCACACAGGCGGCGGCAGCAGCCACGGUGGCGGCUGGUGGGGCGGCCACGGCGGCUGCAGCAGGCGUCCCCGCAGCAGCAGCAGCUGGGAGCCAGCAGCUGCCGCUGGCGUACACACAGGCAUUGACUGUAUAUGUCAGCAGUGCCGGAGCGUUUCCAGUGACUGCUAGCGAUGCCAGUAACAGCAGCAACAGCGCGAGCCCGCAGCAAAAGCAAGGCCAACAGCAGCCUCAGGUGCCGCCAGCAGUGGCGAUUGGGCAUGCUCAAUCCAGCAGCAGCCAAAACCGCAAGUUCCAGGAUUCAUUGAUUGCAAUCUUGGAGCAAGAGGUUCAGGUGUUGGCCAGGGUGCAGCAUCCCAACAUUGUGACACUGCUUGCGGCGAACCUCGUGCCUCCACACGUGUGCCUGGUGAUGGAGCGGAUGGACACGUCACUGGACCGACUGCUGUACAAGGACCCGAACCGGCCGCUGCCGCUGUCGCUGGCUGUGCACAUCGCUCUUCAGGUGGCACGUGCACUGGAGUACCUGCAUCCCACCAUCAUCCACAGAGACCUGAAGCCCGGAAAUGUGCUCAUCUCAAACGCGGACGCGAGUGAUGAGACCCAAGUGGUGGCCAAACUUGCAGACUUCGGACUGUCAAGGCUGCAGAACACAACGCUUAUCACUCAGGAGCCGGGCGUCGGGACGGGCCCCUACAUGGCUCCGGAGUGCUUCGACAUAAACAACAUCGCCAUCACCGACCGUGCGGACUGCUACUCGUUUGGCGUGCUGCUAUGGGAGCUGGUCACGCGGAGCCAGCCCUGGGCCGGGCUGACGGUGGUGGCCAUGGCUGUGCGUGUGGUGGUGAACGGCGAGCGCCUGCCCAUGUCGCCGCUUGCGCUGGCGGGCGCUCCAGCCAAGCUUCAGAAGCUGGUCACGCAGUGUUUCGAAGCCGACCCGCGGCGCCGGCCGGCGGCUGCGGAGAUUGUCAAGGUGCUGAUGCUGGUGCAGCAGCAGCUCGCAGCAGGCGUAUAUGACUCGCUGUAGGGUGUGUAGGGGUGGAAUGGGCGAGGUGUCGUGGGCGGGUGCAGGGGAGAAAAGAUAGAUGGCAUAUGACGGGCGGGCGGCGGGGCGGGCUAGGUAGAAUGCAUCAUCAGGGGUGCUUGCAUCAUAGGCAACUAUGUCCACAUGCAUUCGUACGGUACGUGCCCCAACUCGUGUCUUACUCUUUUACGUGCCUGGCGGACAACAAGUCGUGUUAGCUCGUAAAAGCCUCGUAUCUCGUAAUUUGUUUAAGGCUUGAUUCGGUGACCACGCACGUGUGGCGGAUGGUAGGUGGUUCGUCAAGUGACGAGAUACUUUUUUCGGGGACGCCCGCGUGUCUCACAAUGCACGAUCCCUAUGAGGGCAGCGAACAAAGCUGUUGAGGAAGCGGGACACGGCAUGCUGUGUUGGCGUUGAGGGAGUGGAAUACAGUAUGUUUCAUUGCAUUUCAUGUAGAUAGUACGGGUUCAAAGUGUACGGCAAGCCACAGGACAUAAGGUUUGGUGCGCUGUUGCGUUUCCUGCGCUUGCUUACGUGCACCCCUGUC